CGAAAUGUACCGCAACAUCAAAGUGAACGGGUGUGUUGUCCUUUUAGCCGUAUUGGCCUUUAUUAUAUCCUGCGAAGCGGCAACACACGGAAUCCCGCCACUGUAUGCUGAGCAUCCUGCGGCACGUGUCGUGGACGGGCAAAUCGUUGCUUACGGUGAAACGCGCGCAGACUUGGACUAUCGGCUACCAAACGCCACCGAACCAGUGCACUAUGACGUUGAACUGACGACAAAUGUGCACAAUGGCACGAAGGAAUUCACAGGCACUGUGAAAAUUCUGUUAAAAGUUAUCGAGGAUACAAGGACCAUAGUUUUGCAUGCUCGUCAAUUGGCAGCAUUCAAAGCAACCGUUACUAACGCAAACGAAACGAGUGGUACUCUGGAGCAGCUAAGCACCGCGUAUGAGGAGGAACGUGAAUUUCUUAGUCUAACACCAACAAACCAGUCACUCACCUUUAGCAAAGGCACUUUUUGGGUUUUAACCAUCGCUUAUGAAGGGGAAUUGCGUACCGAUAAUGGUGGGUUUUACUUGUCCACCUAUAGUGAUGAAGAAGGCAAUGAACGUUAUUUAGCAACGACACAAUUUGAGUCGACCGAUGCUCGUCAUGCAUUCCCGUGCUACGAUGAACCAGCCAAGCGCGCGACAUUCAACAUCACUAUUAAUCAUGAUCCCUCAUUAAAUGCCAUAUCGAAUAUGCCUCUGGAUGAAGAGAGAAGCAGACCUGGCUAUUCCGUCUUCCCAAAGACUGUUAUUAUGCCAACUUAUUUAGUAGCGUUCAUUGUGUCUGACUUCGAAUAUACCGAAGGUAUGUUGAACGCACUUCCACAGCGUGUCUACAGUCGACCGGGCACAACUCAGAAUCAGGAAUGGGCUUUGGUUUCCGGUAUGUUGCUGAUACAGCGUCUUGCCGAGUAUUACAAUGUGAAUUUCGCAUUGCCAAAAAUGUAUCAAGUUGGUGUGCCAGACUUUGCCGCUGGUGCUAUGGAAAACUGGGGCUUAGUUACAUAUCGAGAGCAAUACACGCUAUACAGCAAGAAUACAUCGACCACAAGUACUCAGACUAAUAUCGCCACUAUCAUCGCUCACGAAUACUGUCAUCAAUGGUUUGGCAACUUCGUAACUCCAAAAUGGUGGACGUAUCUUUGGCUGAAAGAAGGUUUUGCUACCUUGUUCUCUUGGCAGGCGACAGAUGAGGCUUAUCCUGAAUGGGACAUUUAUCAGAUGUUCCUUACCGGCGACUAUCAAACGGCACUUACUAGUGAUGGUACAGGCCAAAUGAACCCGAUGACACAUUACGUACAAACUCCAUUUGAAAUCUCGCAGCGUUACGAUUCAAUUUCGUAUUCGAAAGCCGGUUCAGUGCUUUAUAUGUGGCAGUGUGCGCUGACUGACGCAGUAUUCCGCCUAGGGCUGAAUCUUUAUUUGACAACAAAUCAAUAUGGUGCUGCUGACGAGUAUCAACUUUUCGAAGCUCUGGGUAUUGCGGCUGGUGCACAAAACGUGCCGCUGCCUGCCACCAUGGCGGCUAUGUUCUCAAGCUGGUCUCAACAAUCCGGUUAUCCUCUACUCACCGUUACACGUAAUUACAACAAUAACACAUUCACCAUAACUCAAGAAGCUUUCUACGAUAGUACCGACCUAACAUCAGACAAAACUUGGUAUAUCCCCUUGAAUUAUGCCCACAAAUCAAAUCCAGACUACCGUAACACUACCGCAUCGCAUUUUAUGCUCAAAGCAAAAGAAAUCGAAAUCAGCGAUAAUAGUCUAGCAGCUGAUGAUUGGUUGAUUCUCAAUAAACAAUCGACCGGUUUCUAUCGCAUCAAUUACGAUGAACAAAACUGGAAUCUUAUCAUCGAUGAGCUGAAAUCACGACCAUACAAAUUCCAUCCACGCAAUCGAGCUCAACUUAUUCAUGACGUCUACAAGUUCAGUUCUACAGGUCGUCUCGACCAAGCCAUGCUGUUGAAUUUGAUGCAAUAUAUGACGAACGAAGAUCAGUACGCACCAUGGUCUGCUACCUACAGUGUAAUCAGCACAUUCAUUAAAUAUCUGAAUGGCGAUAGCGAAUACAAAAAUUUCCAACUCUUUGUGGCCUCAUUAGUGACAGGACUUUAUGAGAAGUUGGGUGUGAAUGAUAUAUCUGGCGAACAGCAUCUUACCAAGUUCAUACGUAAUAUGGCCAUUGAUCUCGCCUGCCUGUCAGGCGUGGAGAGUUGUCUAGAGGAAACUAAUAGCAAAUUGAAGGCACUAAUUAGCAAUGGUAUCGCAAUCGAACCAAAUUUGCAAUCUUAUAUAUACUGCAAUGGACUGCGCCAGUCCGGUGAUGCAGAAUUCGAUUUUGUUUAUAACCAAGUGUUACAAUCAGAUGAUCAAGCAUUACGCACCUCACUCACCUCUACAUUGGGUUGCUCACAAACACAGUCUCAAUUACAAAAAUUUGUUGCUAGCUCAAUCGAUAUGUCCGUCGAUUGGCGUACGCAAGAGCGCAUCACUCUACUCAGUGCGGCGUAUUCGCGUAGCAGUGUUGGACUUUUGGUGUGUAUAGAGUUCCUUAACGAAAAUUGGGAGGCAUACAGUAAUUUGACUUCGGGUUUCGGUGGCGAUAACCCACUUAAUGCAGCAAUGGUCGGUAUGGCCAAUUAUGUAGUUAAUGAGGAACAACAAACCAAAUAUUUGGCUUUGCUGACUAAGGUAAAGGACAGUGGUAAGGUACAAGACAAUUUGGAGACGGUCGCCAAAGCAAAUAUUCAAUCUAAUUUUGACUGGUUGAACAGAAAUCGUGAUCCGAUUAUGGUGUGGAUGAAAGAGUUUGCUAAGGGUGGCAGUGCCGCACUUAGCGCCACACUUGUAUCAUUUUUCACUGCGUUUACGGUUUUGUUGGUGCAUUAUUUGUAGAUGAUUAGAUUAAUAGCUUUCUUACUUUUACAAUAUGUGGAUAGAUUUAUUUAAAUGAGGAGCUUUAAUAGAAACUAAAAUAUUGCUUAAACUGAAAGAAGUGCACAAAUCCAAUAAAAAAUGAAAGAAGAUAGUUAUUUUCUUCUUAGCAUACCUUUAUUGACUAAUAGUGGGAGUUCUGGCUUAAAAGUAUAUCUCCGGAGAUAUCAGUAUUCAGUGCUGUUCCUAUUUCUCAGAGGACUGUAAACUAGUUACGAUCACUUUUGAUUCUA
Molecule: messenger RNA, 3168 nt
Organism: Anastrepha obliqua
Lineage: Eukaryota; Metazoa; Arthropoda; Insecta; Diptera; Tephritidae
Product: aminopeptidase N-like
Exons: 6
Coding region: 5-2896 (963 amino acids)
Biological process (GO): proteolysis; peptide catabolic process
Cellular component (GO): cytoplasm
Molecular function (GO): zinc ion binding; peptide binding; metalloaminopeptidase activity
Source: RefSeq, a predicted model, not a curated record